Helianthus annuus (common sunflower) is the source of this 699-nucleotide messenger RNA. Its product is annotated as protein DOG1-like 2. Gene Ontology annotation, molecular function: sequence-specific DNA binding. The transcript has a single exon. Lineage: Eukaryota; Viridiplantae; Streptophyta; Magnoliopsida; Asterales; Asteraceae. The coding region runs from base 1 to 699 and encodes 232 amino acids. Gene Ontology annotation, biological process: DNA-templated transcription. The record is from RefSeq and is a predicted model, not a curated record.
AUGGACUUGAACAAAUUUUACGAAACAUGGCACGAAGAACUCCACCACCACAUCCACCACCUUACCAACUCCCCCCGUCCACCCACCACCCCCGAUCACCACCACCAACUCACCCAACUCCUUAACCAACUCCUCCUCCACUUCUCCCAGUACUACCGAGUCACCUCACUCGCCGCCACCCAAAACACCCUCUUCUACCCACGGUGGUCCACCACCCUCGAACGCUCCCUCCACUGGCUCACCGGCUGGCGCCCCACCACCCUCUUUCACCUCCUCUACACCGAGUCCGGCAUCCUAUUCGAGUCCCGCUUGUUCGACAUCAUCCACGGUGUACAAACCGGCGAUUUGGGUGACCUUACGGCGCCCCAGUUGACCCGACUCAGUGAGUUACAAUGCGAGACGGUUAAGCUAGAGAACGCCAUCUCCGAUGAGAUGUCAGAGUGGCAGGAUGAUACCGUUGGUGUCAUGGGAAGGACAAGUGUAGACGUUGAUAUUAUCGGGCAGCUGGUGAAGAUUGUGGACAAGGCUAAUGACCUACGGUUGCGAACGUUGGCAAAGGUGGUGGAGGUGCUUACACCACAGCAGGCGGUGGAUUUGAUGAUCGCGGCAGCGCGGUUGCAGCUUGGGAUUUGUAGAUUGGGUUUAAAACAUGACCGUGAACGUAUAGAGCCUUCAAAACAGAACCAAAAAGCAUGUUGA